This is a messenger RNA of Trematomus bernacchii (emerald rockcod), 965 nucleotides long. RefSeq names its product myogenic factor 6 (gene myf6). Bases 2 to 721 code for a protein of 239 amino acids. Gene Ontology annotation, biological process: regulation of transcription by RNA polymerase II; positive regulation of myoblast differentiation; muscle organ development. The record is from RefSeq and is a predicted model, not a curated record. Gene Ontology annotation, molecular function: RNA polymerase II cis-regulatory region sequence-specific DNA binding; protein dimerization activity; DNA-binding transcription factor activity, RNA polymerase II-specific. NCBI's taxonomy places the organism in Eukaryota, Metazoa, Chordata, Actinopteri, Perciformes, Nototheniidae. The transcript is spliced from 3 exons.
UAUGAUGGACCUUUUUGAGACCAACCCUUAUCUUUUCAAUGAUUUGCGCUACUUGGAAGAAGGGGAUCAUGGACCACUACAGCACCUGGACAUAUCCGGGGUUUCUCCACUUUACAACGGCAAUGACAGCCCGCUGUCCCCGGGCCAGGAUAAUGUUCCGUCCGAGACCGGGGGGGAGAGCAGCGAGGAAGAGCACGUCCUCGCGCCCCCGGGUCUCCGGGCGCACUGCGACGGUCAGUGCCUCAUGUGGGCCUGUAAGGUCUGCAAGAGGAAGUCCGCGCCGCCCGACCGACGCAAGGCCGCCACUCUGAGGGAGAGGAGGAGGCUGAAGAAGAUCAACGAGGCCUUCGACGUGCUGAAGAGGAAGACCGUGCCAAACCCCAACCAGAGGCUACCCAAGGUGGAGAUUUUACGCAGCGCCAUAAGCUACAUCGAGAGGCUACAGGACCUGCUGCAGACCCUGGACGAGCAGGAGAAACCCCAAAACGGAUCAUCCCACAACUUCAAAGAACACAGUAUGGAAAACCAUGAUGGUCGUUGGAAAAAGUCCUCAGAUUCGUGGCCGACCUCUGCCGAUCAUUCCACUGUCCCAAUGAUAAACCAGAGAGAAGGAUCCAGCGAGUCUUCUGCCUCCUCCAGCCUCCUGCGUCUGUCCUCCAUUGUGAACAGCAUCACCAACGGAGACAAAGUCAACUUCAGCGAGAACGUCUCUGAAAACUGACAUCAGCAAAGACCUCGACUAGACACCACAUUUUAGGUUUCCAUUAUUUAUCCCUAAAUUAUUUCCACUAUAUUUAGCCAUUCUGUUUGUUGUGUAGUCCUCAUUUGUACAUAAGGAGCAACAAAUGUGUACAUAUUUUAUUAUAAUGUGAUGUUUAGAUUUAUUUAUUUUAUAUUCAGAAGCAGAUACACUCUUGUACGAAAGCUAUUGUAUUUAAAUAUUUGUACAUAACUGACCAAUACAA